Molecule: messenger RNA, 900 nt
Organism: Lactuca saligna
Lineage: Eukaryota; Viridiplantae; Streptophyta; Magnoliopsida; Asterales; Asteraceae
Source: the annotation of a GenBank genome assembly
AUGGUGGCGGUGGUCGUUGAAGUCAACUCCGACGGUUGUUCGAGGUUGGGGUUGGUUAGAGUUUUGUCUACACACCGAGGGCAGUCCAAUGGAGUUCAUAUCCCGUCUUCGGCCGCUGUUGCAGAUUCUGCACUUGGGGAGGAUGUUGGUGGUGGUACUAUUGGACGACGCUUAUGCCGGAAACGCAACAUCGAACCUUUUCUCGCUAAGUCACUUAUUAUUAUCGAUAUUGCUGAUAGUGAUGAGUUAUUAGUGGCAGAGGCGGUUUGUUCACACCAUCGAGGGAAAACAAUCACUCCGGUGGCUCCUUAUUUGGUGGCUGCUGUCGGCUGUCUCUGUUUCAUCGGGGUUGACUGGGCGGAGUUGGCUCCCAUUAAAUCGGAGUACGACGAGCUUGCAGAGAAGAUAUGGCUCCUCGAGAAGGAGCGACGUAAGUUCAAUGAACGCUACCUUGUGUUAUUUGGGGAGAAAACCGUUGAUGAGGCUCAGGUGGCGACUUUGGAUGGGGAGGUCAACCGCCUAUCUCAGCAGGUCCAAGAUUUGGCUAUGGAGAAAACGACAUUAGUGGAACGUUUGGCGUUGCGAGGCAUGGACCAUGUUGUUGAGAACAAUGAGUUUGCGCUCGGGAUUCGCGGCGUGAAGGCCGGGUAUGUGGCUGCUGGUGUGGAGAGGGGAAAACAGACGGUGCAGGUAUUGUCCUCUGGUAGCGGCUUCGGCCCAUCCGAACCGGGCGUCAUCGCUCAGCCUACUGAUGCCAUGCACGCUGUCGUUAGGGCUUUCGCUGAGACGGACUUCGCAUCUUAUCUCAAACUAGGCGAGCUUGGUCUUGUUGAUCUCUGCCAAUUAUGUUCUGAGGAGGAGGACAUUGUUCCAGACGACGACGUUGAGGGUAGCAUGUGA